Populus trichocarpa (black cottonwood) is the source of this 1973-nucleotide messenger RNA. RefSeq names its product transcription factor bHLH130. The coding region runs from base 326 to 1567 and encodes 413 amino acids. The transcript has 8 exons. Lineage: Eukaryota; Viridiplantae; Streptophyta; Magnoliopsida; Malpighiales; Salicaceae. Gene Ontology annotation, biological process: regulation of transcription by RNA polymerase II. The record is from RefSeq and is a predicted model, not a curated record. Gene Ontology annotation, cellular component: nucleus. Gene Ontology annotation, molecular function: protein dimerization activity; DNA-binding transcription factor activity, RNA polymerase II-specific; RNA polymerase II cis-regulatory region sequence-specific DNA binding.
CUCUGUAUACUACCUGCCUUUCCCCCCCCUCUUAGUGGGUUCUUUUGCCUUGAUUCCACUUUCAAUGCCUAUGAACCUAAAUGAAGAAAGAUCCUGAGCUGAAGCAAAGCUGGUUUUCUCUUCUUGUCAUAUUUACAUGAUACAACAUUUAAAAAGCUGCUUCUUUUGGUUCCUGAAUUGUAUGCUAAGCCAGAGUCGACUAGUUAUAGCUGUGGCAAGCAACUUUCAAGUUUAAGCCAAGUUAGAGGUCCAAGUACUGCAGCAAGCAAAGCAAUUGACAAUUUAGAAGUGUUUAAAUCUUGUUCAGGGAUCCUCAGAAGAAGACAUGAGUCUUUUGUAUAGCCCUAGUUUCAAUUAUUCAGAUGGAGAAUUGAGAAAGAGUCAAGAAUUCAUGGAUUUAAAUCUUUAUCAUUACCAUCAUCAACAACAACAACAAAUCCAGCAAAACUCAGGUCUGAAGAGUUAUCGCUCUGCUCCAAGCUCAUUCCUUGAGAGCCUUGUGAAUGGUACAAGUGGCCAUAAUGGAGGUAAUGGUGGGGUUGGAAGCGAAGAUUAUCGCUAUCUUCGAUCUUCAAGUCCUGGAAUGGACACCAUGUUGAAGAGGCCUAUGUCAUCAUGUAAUGGCUCUGGUGAUUUCAAUUCCCAAAAUUUGCAAGAAUUUGAGGAGAGGCCAGCAAUAAGGCAAGAACAGGAAGAUUCAGAAAUGGUUUAUCGAAGUUUACCAGGGCAUAAUUUGGUUAAAGGCAAUUCAGUGAGUGUUGGGAAUUCUCUGGAUAGCGCAUUCAGUGUUAUGAAUUCCAUGGAUUUAGAGAAUUCUAAGCAAGCAACAAAGAUGAGUACUAGAAAUGGAUCUAAUCUUGCUAGGCAAAACAGCUCUCCAGCUGGAAUUUUGUCCAACCAUGGCGUUGAUAAUGGCUUUGCUGUAAUGAGAAAUGCGGGUAGCUUCAGAGCUGGCAAUGGCACGAAUGGAGAAGCUACUCCAUCAACUAGUAGGUUAAGAAGUCACGUGAAUUUCUCGUCAGGGCAUAGGACUUUGCCUCAGAUUGCUGAAAUUGGAGAAGAAUGUAUUGGUGGGAGCAGUCCAGAAGGCGAUUUUAGCAAGAGAAAGUACAUGUAUAACUUCAAUAGUGAUACUUGGGGUGAUGCUUCGAGAUUGAAGGAUAAUGAUGGGAACAUGUUUUCUGGCCUGAACAGACGGGAAAGUCAGGUUGGGAAUUCUGGAAACCGCAUGACUGGUUUGACUCAUCACUUGAGCUUGCCUAAGACUGUUGCAGAAAUGGCUACGGCCGAGAAGUUUUUGGAUUUCCAAGGCAAUUUUGUUCCGUGUAAGAUUCGAGCCAAGAGAGGUUUCGCUACUCACCCACGAAGCAUAGCAGAGAGGGUAAGAAGAACUCGGAUUAGUGAAAGAAUGAGAAAAUUGCAAGAACUUUUCCCAGACAUGGAUAAGCAAACAAGCACCGCAGAUAAGCUAGAUUUGUCAAUUGAGCUCAUCAAAGACCUCCAGAAACAAGUUAAGAGUCUCGCGGAUACUAAAGCUAAGUGCACGUGUUCAAGUAAACAGAAAUAAUAUUCAAGUACCUCAGCUUGAUUUUGUUUCUGUACAGAUUGCACUAGGAAAAAGAAAAAAAGAAGAAAAAGCAUAGCUCCUUAGUUAUCUUCUGUAAAAUAAUAGGGUAUCGGAGAUUGUGAACUCUCAAGGAUAAGUAGAUACACUUUUCACUGCAAUAUUCUGUACCACUGCUGAUCUCAUUACACGGUACCGGAAGCAGUGCCCUUUCAUAGCUCAUCUUCGGAUUGUAUUUUCCUGUUUGUAGCUUUUGAUGUGUUAAGCAAGGUUGUUUAUUGCAUUGCCUGUCAAUUUCUUCCUUCAGUGUACCUAAGAUGCAAUAGUACAACCUCGUUUGAGCCGGAAUCUCUUAAAACAAAACGCUAGCAAUUUGGGAUAAUUUAUAGAUUUUAUUAUUUUCUUGCAA